GACCGCCCACCAGAGACAGUCAACCCGAGACCCCUUAUAGAUUUAAAAAGAGAGGCUGCAUUCUCAGACUGACACUUAUUCAACAGUGCUACCUUAAGCAGAUUACUUUUUUUUUUUGCGCUGCCUCGCAGGGUCAAAACAGGCGCUUUCGUGUUGCCGCCGCUGCUGCUGCUUCUGCUUCUCCUCCUCCUUCUUCUUCUCCUCUUUCUCCUCUCUUUCCACUUUGCCUUCUUCCUCCAUCAUGUUUGGGAUGCUGAAAGAUCACCUCCAACCGGGCUUUUUUUGCUUCUUCGUGUGGUUCUGCCACCUCAUGGAGCAUCAGAAAGUUCAAGCUGGCAACUGCUGGUUGCAGCAGGGCAAAAACGGCCGCUGCCAGGUGCUCUACAUGCCCGGGAUGAGCAGGGAGGAGUGCUGCAGGAGCGGGAGACUGGGCACGUCGUGGACCGAAGAGGACGUGCCCAACAGCACGCUGUUCAAGUGGAUGAUCUUCAACGGCGGAGCCCCCAAUUGCAUACCUUGCAAAGGUGGAGAGUCGUGCGAUAACGUGGACUGCGGACCGGGCAAGAGGUGCAAGAUGAACAGGAGAAGUAAGCCGCGAUGCGUUUGCGCGCCAGACUGCUCCAAUGUCACGUGGAAGGGACCCGUGUGCGGCUCGGACGGGAAAACCUACAAGGACGAGUGCGCACUGCUCAAGGCCAAAUGCAAAGCGCACCCCGACCUGGAUGUGCAAUACCAGGGAAAAUGCAAAAAAACGUGCCGUGACGUGCUGUGCCCCGGAAGCUCCACCUGCGUGGUGGACCAGACCAACAACGCCUAUUGUGUGACGUGUAAUCGGAUCUGCCCCGAGGUGACGUCCCCCGAGCAGUACUUGUGCGGCAACGACGGCAUCGUAUACGCCAGCGCCUGCCACUUGAGGCGGGCCACCUGCCUCCUGGGCCGCUCCAUCGGGGUGGCUUACGAGGGCAAAUGCAUCAAGGCCAAGUCUUGCCAGGACAUCCAGUGCGGCGGGGGUAAGAAGUGUCUCUGGGACGCCCGCAUGAGCCGAGGACGCUGCUCUCUGUGCGAAGACACGUGUCCCGAGAGCCGGACGGACGAGGCGGUAUGCGCCAGCGACAACACCACCUACCCCAGCGAAUGCACCAUGAAACAGGCCGCCUGCUCCGAGGGGGUGCUGCUGGAGGUCAAGCACUCGGGAUCUUGCAACUACACACCACCAAGCGCAGCUUUGGCAAGGAGAACGGACUCGGAAUGGAAUGGACUUGCAUGAUGUUGUCUUUUUGUUUUUGAACCCCGCCCCCCUCCCCCUCCAUGUAAUUCCUCCGCAAAGUAUUGCAACAGAGAGACUAAUUCAGUACGAGUGAGGUGGGAGUUUGCAGUGGAGCAAUCGUCAUAUGUUCAUAUUCACAUUCACAUUCACAUGAUGAGUAUAUUUUGCCUUAAAUCUCAUUCAAGCAUUGGAGCGAUUCCGUCACAAAGCAAGAUAGGGGUGGCCAUUUAGCUGGAACUCCUGUUUCCAUGCCAGCGUUGUACUGGGCAGAAUCAUUCUGCACACCAUUCAUCCGUUUGCUAGAGUGCUUGGCUUUCAUUGGUGUUCAGCUGGAGUCUAUCCCAGCUAACUUUGGGGCGAGCCGCCAGGUGCACAGAGGACCUAUUCACCUAUUUGCCCUUUUUUUUCUUCAAUAUGGGGUGAAGGGGAGCCAAAACCUGUUUUUUGUGAAAAAUUCAUAAUGGAGGUUCCUGAGUGUUUUUUUUUUAUUAUUUUAUUAUUUGGGUUUAAAAUUGGUGUCAAUUACACUGGUCAACAAAUUUUUUCUUUUUUUUUUUGGAGAUGCAAGUAAACUUUUAUCGACGGAUUUUUGCGCUGAUUUCAAAUGUGCCCUGGUCAAACAAAAAAAAUGAAAAUGUCUCAAAAAACCUGAUGUGUUGCAGGGAGUAGACAUUUUUGAAAUCAGCGUCCAGCAUACACAAAGCCACCGCGGUCUUGAUUAAAAUUUGUUGUUGACCAGUGUUACACACUUUAUUGGCUCGGUCCCCUUCCGUCCACUGUACCUCGGACGAGUCGCAUUCACACUUGGACAAUUUUGACACGCACGGUUUUUGGAAUGUGGGAGUGACUUUGUGGUCAGUUACAAUUGCGGCACACAAAUAGCAAAACGAUCAGUCACAUUUUCUCCCGUGGGCAAUUUGGAGUCGUUCAUAAAGCGAACAUGCAUGAUUUUGGAAUCUAGAAUGACUUUGGGCGAGCAAACAUGUAGUGCAUUCUAUUUUGUCACUACACAAGAACAACAAGCCAUCAAUGUUUUUAUUUGUUUUAUUUUGCUAGUUGUAAAUUCACUCAAUCACCUUACUCGUGUAUUUGUGUGUUUUCUGUUGACUUUUUCUAUAAAUAUGUUUUCUUUUGGUUGGCUGUAAAUGAAUCAUUUCCAAUGUCUCUUGUGAAUAUGUCACGGACGCUUGAUGGCGAUUGUAACAUUGGUGUCGUGAUAGGUCAAGACGAACGGCCAAUUUGAACCUUGUAGACUAUUUAGCUAUCUGUGGAGCAGACAGCAUUUGUCGGGGAGGUGGUGGUGGGGGGUGGUUGAGGGUGGCCGUGCUAGAGGUUAAGCGCUGUUGAAAUUGAGCAAGAGCCCUGAAGGAAGUAUCGCAUUUACAUUCCAUGUUACUCCACUCAAAAGAAUGUCUCAUUGUUAGGUUCCCGUGCUAUGACACCCGAGGGACCAACUUUACGAUCACCUCAUGGGCUGAAUAUUUCUCAAUGUGAUAUUUGACAUAGGAAGCUAACCCGUGUCCUCCUUUCACUGUAAAAGAAAAAAAAAUAAUCAUUGUCGUUGCUGUUCUCCACGGAAUGUGAUAUAUCAUGUCUGAAUGUUUGGAUUGACAAGGGACUGCCUGGGUUUUUUUUUCGGGUUUUUUUUCUAAAUACUGUCACCCUUGCUUUGCUUUGUUUUUUGUAUUGUGUGUCCAAAAUGUAAAAAAAAAAAAAAAAGUCAAAUACCU
Messenger RNA from Syngnathus typhle (broad-nosed pipefish), 2997 nucleotides. RefSeq names its product follistatin a (gene fsta). The transcript has 6 exons. The record is from RefSeq and is a predicted model, not a curated record. Gene Ontology annotation, biological process: regulation of BMP signaling pathway; multicellular organism development; cell differentiation. Bases 242 to 1267 code for a protein of 341 amino acids. Lineage: Eukaryota; Metazoa; Chordata; Actinopteri; Syngnathiformes; Syngnathidae. Gene Ontology annotation, molecular function: activin binding; protein binding.